UGCGCAGAAUGAACUAAGUAGCUAGGUAAGAUAGCCAACAAGCACUAGUGUGGUGAUACGCAAUAAUGUUCGAAAGGAAAAGACAUAGACGUUGAAUCUUUACAUUUUUACUGAAAGAGAACAUAUUUUCUUGACAUUUAUCUCUUUUCAGGACCAUUUGUCAUGUCAGUAUGUGUCAUAUAGGCUGCCUUAUAGCACUUUUUAAAUUAGCUAACUGACAGUUAAGGGUUAGUCAACGGUUGUUAACGGUUAAUUAGUGACUCUGUAGGUCACUAGCUUGCAAUUGUGAAUGGAAUGUUUUUUUAUUUAAUGUAAUCAUUUAAUUUACAACCAUAUUCAUAUUACAAACUGCCCACCUCCAAUCCAGUUUGGUGUCUGCGCUACAAAGCAGCAUCAGGUUUUGUUACGGAGUGUUUUAUUUUGACAGGUCAGACCGGUAGUGCGGCGCGGUACUGUGGCGGACUUGACUUCGGUCGUAUUUCAUUGGGAGUGAGGACGCUCAGACUGAAGGAAGGAAGGUUUUGUGGAAACUUGAGGACAUGCGGCGUCUCCUGCAAACUUUACUCAAACCAGACUUUCUGCGAGUUGAAGAAAGACUCGAGGUGUGAAGAAUGAACUGAGGAGCGGUGGAGAGGAAGAGGAGAGGAGGGGCAGAAGAGCCGUUCAGUCCCAUUGAUCCUAUAUCGAGGAAAGAUGCGAGCUGCUGCUGCUGCUGCUGCGGCUCUGACCGUGCUGAGCGUCGUCUUCAGCCUGGACGGCCUGUCGGCUCACCGGUCCAAACCAAGCCAGCCCCGGCAGCAGAAUGACGAGGCAGCGGCGAGGAAGAAGAACCAGCCGCACAUACUGUUUAUCCUCACGGACGACCAGGGUUUCAACGACAUCGGCUACCAUAACCCGACCAUCAAGACUCCCACCCUGGACAAGCUGGCGGCGGAGGGCGUGAAGCUGGAGAACUACUACGUUCAGCCCAUCUGCACGCCAUCGCGCAGCCAGCUCAUCACCGGCAGAUAUCAGAUCCACACGGGACUGCAGCACUCCAUCAUCAGACCCAGCCAGCCGAGCUGUCUGCCCUCACACAUGGACACGCUGCCCGAGAGGCUCCGCGAGGCCGGAUACACCACGCACAUGGUCGGCAAGUGGCACCUGGGCUUCUACAGGAAGGCCUGCCUGCCCACCAGGAAGGGUUUUGACUCUUUCUUUGGCUCUUUAACAGGAAGUGUGGAUUACUACAGUUAUGGGUCCUGUGACGGCCCGGGGUUGUGCGGCUAUGAUCUCCAUGACGACGAGGGUGUGGCGUGGGGCCAGGAGGGGAAGUACUCGACCACGCUGUUCACGCAGAGAGCUCGCAAGAUCCUGGAGAGCCACGACCCCGCGGGGAAGCCGCUCUUCCUGCUGCUCUCCCUGCAGGCAGUUCACACUCCUCUGCAGACUCCCAAGUCCUACAUCUACCCCUACCGCGACAUGGCCAACGUGGCCAGGAGAAAGUUUGCCGCCAUGGUGUCCACAGUGGAUGAGGCGGUCCGAAACGUCACCUACGCUCUGAGGAAGUACGGAUACUACCGGAACAGCGUUAUCGUCUACUCCACCGACAACGGCGCCCAGCCAUUCACGGGAGGGAGCAACUGGCCGCUACGAGGCCGAAAGGGGACGUACUGGGAAGGUGGAGUCCGCGGAGUGGCGUUCGUCCACAGCCCCCUGUUGAGACGCAGGAGACGGGUCUCCAAAGCUCUGCUGCACAUCACCGACUGGUUCCCCACCCUGGUGGGCCUGGCCGGGGGAAACAUCAGCCAGAGUCAGGGCCUGGAUGGUUUUGACGUUUGGCCCACCAUCAGCGAAGGGGCGGAGUCACCUCGUCAGGAGAUCCUCCACAACAUCGACCCUCUGCACAGAGCGCCUGUUCAGACCGCCAGCUGGGAUGCCGACGCAAAGGGGGCUUCAGGGGGCCAAUCGAACGGCCCGGGCCCGCCCUUAAAGAAGCUGAAGAAGAAGAAGAUCCUGCGGCAGCAACCGAAGCAGAAGGCAGCAUUCAAGUUGAAGACAACCAAGAAGCCUAAACCCGAACCUAAAUCCAAGUCCCUUCCCAAACUGAAGCUGAAGCCCGUCCCAAAAUCAAAACUGAAACCCAAACUCAAGACCAAAGUCUACCCUCAGAGCCAGAGACUGUCAUACCUCAAACCGCCUCUGAAGUCCCGCUCCAGCGGCGCCCCAUCAGCGUCAGGAACAUCUCGCACUAAAUCCCCGAAGCCUCAGAUCCAACCGCGCUUUAAAUCCAAAUCCAGACGGACCGUACCCCAGAACCAGAACCUGUCACGGUCAAGACCACCUCAACUAAAAUCCAAAACACAGCUCAAAUUACUUUCAAAGUCCAAGUCCAGACGGACUUUAUCCCAACACCAGAACGUGUCCCAGCCGGGGACGUCGCUGCCCAAAUCCCAUACAGCGCCCCAGUUACGGCUCCAGUCCUCCCCGCCGGUGUGGGACACAUCAGUCCAGGCUGCCAUCAGAGUUGGAGACUGGAAGCUGCUAACAGGAGACCCCGGCCACGGAGACUGGGUCCCCCCACAGGUGCUUCCCACUCUCUCUGGUCCCUGGUGGAACCUCGAACGUGCCGUCUCGUCCUCCCACAAACCCUCCGCCCACAAAAACGUCUGGCUGUUCAACAUCACGGCCGACCCGUGCGAGCGGCAGGACCUGGCGGACCGGAGGCCAGACGUGGUCCAGCGGCUGCUGGCCCGACUCGCCGACUACAACGAAACGGCCGUGCAGGUUUAUUUCCCGCCCGACGACCCUCGAGCCAAUCCCAGCCGGCACGGCGGAGCCUGGGUGCCCUGGGUGGAGGAAGAGGAGGACGAGGAGGGAAAAUACCACGGAGUGUACAAGAAAGGCAGGAACAGUAAGAAGAAGAAGAAGAAGAAGAAGUGCCGCCUGUGCAAGCUGCAGUCGUUCUUUCACAAACUGAACACCAGGAUGAUGUCCAAUCGGAUCUGAGGCGAACACUCCGGGCGAGUUAAUUCCACCGCAUCCAAACUUUCUGAAACACGUCCUUUCACUGGCUUCACGUUUCUCAGAAAAUCAAGUCAAAACAGCUGAUAUUUUCUCUCUUGUCAUUUAUGUCGUGUCGUUUGUAAUGAUGUCAAACAUUGUUCCCAUAUAUGCAGCAUCUGUACCGUCAAAGAUCCAGUCUGAGAUUGGGGAUCUAAGGUGACACUGAGAGUCCCGCUGGAUUUGACUUUUAAAGGGUCAGUUCACUCAAAUCACAGCAGAUGUUUUCACUCAUCCCUGUGAUAUCUGCUCCUGCCAGCGCUGCGGUUUCAGGUUUAAGCUUUCAGGUCCCACUUUGUUUCCACUGAAAACUGCUGACGGGGAGAAACUCCAGUCCCUCGAACACUGUUUUACAACCCUGAUCCCACAAAAGUUACAGAAAACAGAAUUAAAACAGAAAGAAGUCGUUUUUUUUUUACUGACGACAGUUUUCUGAAGUGUCCCUGAGUCCAUGUAGUAACAUCCUUUAUCCAAUCACGUGCUCGCAAAGUGGUGAACCGUGCUCCAUCCUCGCUGUGAACCACUGAGCCUUUCAAUCAUGAUACUAUCACCUGUUACCAAUCAGCCUGUUUACCUGUGGAAUGAUCCAAACAGGUGUUUUUGGAGCGUUCCACAACUUUCCCAGUCAAACAAGCAGAUAUUUACAAAAAUCGAUGAAGCCGAUGAGUUCAAACAUUAAAUUUAUCGUCUUUGUGCUGUUUUCAGUUGAGUUCAUGUCAAAACGGAUCAGCAGGUGGUCACAUUCUGCGUCAUUCGUGUUUCGCACAGCGUUCUCGUAGGAAAGAGGCACUGUUGUUUGAAAGCGGUUGGCGGUGAGUAACUGCAGCACCUUGUAUAUUGUCUGUCACUGCUGAGGCACGUGCAGCGAUAAUAAGUCGCUGUAAAACUGUAAAACUAUCAGCAGGAAGGCGUUUGUGUGAUUUUGGUGAACCGACCCUUUAAACUGCUACCUGUUCCAGCGGCGAGGCGUGUUUUUAACCUCUCUUUUUUUACUGCUGUGACGCCUGUUAGCAUCACCUGAUUCAUCACCUGGUUUUAGAAACUGUCCACUGUUUCCUCGUACUGUUCACGUUUUCUCUGACCGAGUUCUUGAUGUGAGGACUGACGCCGUGUGGUAGCACGAAGUUUUUUUGACACUGUAAGUGAUUCUGUUCCUGGAACUUUGAGCAGAACGCACCACAAAGCCAUCGUUUAAAAGCCUGUGUAGUGUGACGUGUGCAGGUUUCAUGUAUGUUUACAGCAACAGUUCAUACUCAAACGUCCAGAUCUUGAUUUUGAAGCAAAUGUUUACUUGUUGCAGUGAAGGUGUGUGAUCAUAAUGAUUAUUUCUAGCAUUCUGUAGCUGUUUGUGUUUGUUGUCUGUCAUGUGCAACACAAUAGGACAAGGUGGUAUUUAGAUAUUUUGACCUUUUUAGCGACACGUCCCAGAGAGUUCAUGAUGUUUCUGAUGGUUCGUUAUGGUUUCCUCAUGUGUUACUGCGGCUGGAACAGGCCUCUGUUUGAAUGUAUUGCCAAUGGCAAACAUGUCUUCACUGUGGAUUUAAAGUACGUGUUUUUAAUUCACUACAUGCUGCUGUGACGCGCAGAAACACCUGAACAUGUUAUUUCACAACUUCUUCAGCCCUGUGUAUGAUUAAUACGAUAAUAAUAGUUUUGAAUGUUUUCGGAGAAACCAUUGCACUUGUCCUGCUCUGCUCCCUGACUCACAGACUCCCCACACAUGUAAAAGCUCAUGUCUUCAGAAAUCGGAGGAGGAAGUUAAACGUGUUCCAGCUUUAGCAGCAUUAGCAGCCUCUUUGAAGUAAGAUGUUGGUGCUCUCCGUUUGAGCAAGACACCAAACCUCCAAAUAUUUCAGCGUAUUUGCUCAAUAUCCAACAAACCGCGGCCGUGGCCGCUGUAACCCAUUAAAGUGCACGACAGUUCGAGCACGCAGCAGAGCUCCUGAGAAACAGCUUAAAGGGGCGCUUGAUUUCACCACCCUGAGUAAAUAAA
Molecule: messenger RNA, 5035 nt
Organism: Chelmon rostratus (copperband butterflyfish)
Lineage: Eukaryota; Metazoa; Chordata; Actinopteri; Chaetodontiformes; Chaetodontidae
Product: arylsulfatase I-like
Exons: 11
Coding region: 694-2988 (764 amino acids)
Source: RefSeq, a predicted model, not a curated record